GGCUUUAAAAUUAUAAAAGCUGCGCAUGUGCAGAGGAAGAAAAAAAUCGAGAGAACUUGCCAGGCCGCUGGAGGUCUACCAUAAAAAGAGUCAUGAGCAGCUCUGAGGAAGUGUCUUGGAUUUCCUGGUUUUGUGGCCUGAGAGGAAAUGAAUUCUUUUGUGAGGUUGAUGAAGAUUACAUUCAGGACAAGUUUAACUUGACCGGACUCAAUGAACAAGUUCCUCACUACAGACAAGCUCUAGACAUGAUUCUGGACUUAGAACCAGAUGAUGAACUGGAGGAUAACCCAAAUCAAAGUGAUCUGAUAGAACAAGCAGCAGAAAUGUUGUAUGGUUUAAUCCACGCUAGGUACAUAAUGACAAACCGAGGAAUAGCUCAAAUGAUAGAGAAAUGGCAGCAGGGAGAUUUUGGCUCCUGUCCCCGAGUUUACUGUGAGAAUCAAUGCAUGCUUCCAAUAGGACUGUCUGAUGUCCCUGGAGAGGCGAUGGUGAAGCUGUAUUGUCCUAAAUGUCAGGAUGUGUACACCCCUAAAUCCUCCCGUCAUCAUCACACAGACGGGGCUUACUUUGGAACAGGAUUUCCUCAUAUGUUGUUUAUGGUCCACCCAGAAUACAGACCUAAACGUCCAGCCAAUCAAUUUGUGGCAAGGUUAUAUGGCUUUAAAAUCCAUCCCCUGGCCUACAAUCUACAGUAUCAAGCUGCAUCCAAUUUUAAAAUGCCAAUGAGGAUGACCCACAGUAGUGGAAAACGGUGAAUCUUCAUCCGAGGGAGGAGAAAAAAGAAACACUCAACCAAUCAUUGUCAAAUAUACAAGUAGGAUUGUCCUUCAUGUCAACCGUACAUUUUCUUAGUUUUCAUGUGCAGUCCUAGGUCUUGUGUACUGUUCAGUCCAUGGUGACUAAUUUUUGUACUACAUGGUUAGAAUACUUUUAUAAAACAAGUUAUAAGUUAUAAGUCAUUAGAAAAAUUCAAGGACAUUGUUGAAUCAUUGUACAGCAUCACAGUAAUUCAUCUAUUGUACUGAUGUCUCGGAUACACAGUAUGUUUUAUAACUACAGGAAACAUUUAAUGCAUUGUUAGAAAUCUGAUUUUUUUUUUUAUUUUCCUCUUACUCAUGUCUACAUGUGUUUAUAUGUUGAAAUAAAAUUGCAACAAAUGC
Messenger RNA from Ostrea edulis (European flat oyster), 1160 nucleotides. RefSeq names its product casein kinase II subunit beta. Gene Ontology annotation, molecular function: protein kinase regulator activity. Gene Ontology annotation, cellular component: protein kinase CK2 complex; cytoplasm. Bases 93 to 755 code for a protein of 220 amino acids. The record is from RefSeq and is a predicted model, not a curated record. Lineage: Eukaryota; Metazoa; Mollusca; Bivalvia; Ostreida; Ostreidae. The transcript has 7 exons.